AUGGCCCAGUCCGAAGCUCCCUCAAAAUCAGAGGCAGAGUACACAAGGUUACACAUCACACCCUUCGAGCCCAACCUCCUCAAAGCUAUUCUCCCGCCGUCUAUCCUGCCCAACGCUCGCAACAUCUCGUACCAUACGAUCGCUACUUUCCCCGAAAAGGCGUACGGAUUCGUGGACUUGCCGAUUAUGGAUGCGGAGAAGAUUAAAAAGAAGCUCAAUGGUGCGAUUUUGAAGGGCACGAAGGUGCGGGUUGAAAAGGCGCGGCCGGAGAAGGAAGGUGUUGCGGUAGUCGAGGAAGAGGGAAAAAUGUCGAAAAAGGAGAAGAAACUCUCGAAGAAGAGGAAGAGGGAUGACACUAUCCCUGCUGUGGAGAUUCUGGAUCGCUCGGUGAAGAGGGGAUGGACUACUCCGCUUGCGACGGCGUAUAGUAAGGACAAGGAGAAGAGGGUUAAUAAGUCGAAGUUUACGACGGGCCCGGAGUGCUUGUUCAAAACUGUUAUUCCUGCGAACGUUGCGACAGGCUCGAAGACUUCCGCUACGGAUAAGGUGGAGAGGAAGAGACAUAAGGCUGGGAAGGAAGCUAUUGUACAUGAGUUUGCGAAGAUGACCAAGUAUGCGACUUUCUUGCGAAGUACGGCUGCUGGAAAUAAGAAGAUUAGCGCGGAGUUUGUGGAGGGAAAGGGAUGGGUUGAUGAGGAUGGAAAUGUAAUUGAGGAGGUUACGAUUAAGAUGGUGAAAACUUCCGAGUCGAACAAGCCAGAGUCAAAGUCAGAGCCCGUUGCGGAAGAAGAGAACGAAAGUGAAAGCGAUAGCUCGGACGGGGACAGCAGUGAUAGUGCAAGUUCAUCGGACGAGGACGAGGAUGAGGAGAAUCAAAAAGAAGAGCAGGAAAAAAUGUCAAUCGAUAAGACCGACUUGCCUGUAUCCAAGCCUGCGCCUACAUCCGCACCUCCUGCCGAGGAAGAUUCAGAAACUUCAAGUUCAGGUUCAUCCUCAGAAGAUUCCGAAUCAGAUUCGGAUUCAGAGGACUCAUCAAAAGCCGAGUCUGCCGAAGAAAAAGAAUCCUCUUCAGAAUCUGAGAACGAAACGGUCGACUCUAAACCAGCAUCACGUCCUCAAUCAUCCUCGGGUGCCCCCCUAAAUCUAAGCAUUAAAAUCCCUGUCCCGGAAAUAACAACCACUCCCGUCCCUCCAACAGAAGUUCAUCCCCUCGAGGCCCUUUUCAAGCGGCCGAAACCAGACAACAAGGAUCUGGCCCCUAAACCAGCACCCUCCUCAUUUAGCUUUUUCGGCGCAGACGACGACAUCGACGAAGAAAUGGAAGAAGAAUCUCAAGAUAAAGUCCCCCUGACACCCUUCACACAACGAGAUUUCGAGUACCGGGGCAUGCGAAGCGCAGCUCCUACACCAGAUACCGCACAUGCCAACAAGAAAUUCCUCUGGCCUAGUGUACACGAUGAAUAUGUUGAUGAUGAGCACACACCCACUUCUCCAACUCGACCGCAGAAGAAGGGGGAAAGUAGUAAGGCGAAACCGAAAGAGAGUAAGGUUAGGGAAGAAGGUGCGGCUCCCGAAACGGAUUUCCAGAAGUGGUUUUAUGAGAAUAGAGGGGAUACGAAUCGAGCAUGGAAGAAGCGGAGGAAGGUGGUUGGGAAGGAGAAGAGACAUAGGGAGAAUAAGAAGAGGUCUGAUAGGGUUUAG
Molecule: messenger RNA, 1701 nt
Organism: Hymenoscyphus albidus
Lineage: Eukaryota; Fungi; Ascomycota; Leotiomycetes; Helotiales; Helotiaceae
Source: the annotation of a GenBank genome assembly